CGCAGCGAGGAGGUGUAUUCGGCUGUUCUGCUGUCCGCCGCAGUCGCCGGGCUGCGCCGCCUGAGCCGGGACGCCGCGCUUCCCCGCUCCUCGCCGCCUCCACUCCCGCGGCCGGCGUCCACCUCACCGUCCACACGCACACCAUGACGAAGAAAGACAAGAAGUCCUUCAACCAGAGCCUGGCCGAGUGGAAGCUCUUCAUCUAUAACCCGACCACCAGAGAGUUCCUAGGGCGCACCGCCAAGAGUUGGGGUUUGAUCUUGCUCUUCUACCUAGUCUUCUAUGGGUUCUUGGCUGCGCUCUUCUCAUUCACAAUGUGGGCCAUGCUUCAGACACUGAAUGAUGAAGUCCCAAAAUAUCGUGAUCAGAUUCCCACUCCAGGACUUAUGGUUUUUCCAAAACCAGUGACUGCGUUGGAAUAUUCAUUCAGUUUGUCUGAUUCAAGAUCCUAUGAAGGAUAUGUUAGAGAUCUUGACAAUUUCCUAAAGUCAUACGAUUUGGAAGAACAGAAGAAUCUCACAGCCUGUCCUGACGGAGCACUUUUUGAACAGAAGGGCCCUGUUUAUAGUGCGUGUCAGUUUCCUCGUCAUUUACUUAAAGAAUGCAGUGGCCAGAACGAUACUGAAUAUGGCUAUUCCAGAGGAAGCCCUUGUAUUCUCGUGAAAAUGAACAGAAUAAUUGGAUUGAAACCUAAAGGACAACCAAGGAUAACGUGUACUCCAAAGGAUGAACGCGCAGCACUUAUAACAACUUACCCUUCAGGUGGACAUAUAGACUUGAAAUACUUUCCGUAUUAUGGGAAAAAACUGCAUGUGGGGUAUCGACAGCCAGUAGUUGCUGUCCAGGCAUCCUUUAAUCUUAACAAUACCAGGAAAGAAGCGACAUUUGACUGCAUAAUUGACGGAUCACCCAACCUAAAAAACAAGGAUGAUCGUGACAAGUUUUUGGGACGAGUUACAUUCAAAAUCACAGUGAAUGCAUAGUAAGAGUAGGAUAUCUCUACAGAGUACAUGUUGUGUUGUCUGUCUUCAUUUCGUAUCAGCUGGACCGGCCAUUCUAGAAUUAUGAGACCACCUUGGAGAAAGGUGGAUGGUACGUGACACUGGGUAACAUCAUAACGUGCUUCCAGAGCCUAAUGUUCAAUGCCCUCCGAAGUAACUGCCUGUUGCCUGACUGCUGCCGUUUGAACCAGUGUACGGGCGCCAACUUAGGGAUGGUAAAUACCUGACUGAGAUCAUGUACAGCGGGGGUCUUGGCCUGUUUUUAUGUGGUUUAAUUGCCAAGUGUCUAAAGCUUAAUGUGUAAAUAUUUUACGGAUUUAACACUGGUUAACUGUCAUAUUUUGACCCCAACACAAUUUUAGGGAUAAAAUGAUAAAAGAAUAAAUGGUACCUGACCAACAACAAGUGACUUGAUAGCUGCGAUAAGUGUGGUGUGUGGAGACCUCUAAAGUGUGUGUGAGAAGGAAAAGAAAUAAAGUGGAUUUGAAAGUGUAAUCUUGGAUUUUGCAAAAUUAUUUUUACAUGCUGAAUUUAGUCUGUGGAUCUUUUUGAAUAAGAACACAAACUUUUUAAUGUAAAACAUGUUAAAAAAAAAAAAAAUACUGAUGGAUAAUUUU
Molecule: messenger RNA, 1618 nt
Organism: Trichechus manatus latirostris (Florida manatee)
Lineage: Eukaryota; Metazoa; Chordata; Mammalia; Sirenia; Trichechidae
Gene: ATP1B3
Product: ATPase Na+/K+ transporting subunit beta 3
Exons: 7
Coding region: 144-983 (279 amino acids)
Biological process (GO): potassium ion import across plasma membrane; intracellular sodium ion homeostasis; sodium ion export across plasma membrane
Cellular component (GO): sodium:potassium-exchanging ATPase complex
Molecular function (GO): ATPase activator activity
Source: RefSeq, a predicted model, not a curated record